Molecule: messenger RNA, 543 nt
Organism: Geodia barretti
Lineage: Eukaryota; Metazoa; Porifera; Demospongiae; Tetractinellida; Geodiidae
Source: the annotation of a GenBank genome assembly
AUGCCAUACGUGGUGGCGCUGCCGAUAGGGAUCUACUCCGCGGUCCGCCAGUACCAGUACACGUUCGGCGAUCAUUUCUUCACGGUGAUCAGCUUCCUCGGUCUGAGCAUUCCCAAUUUCCUGCUCGCCCUGGUGCUGAUCGUGAUCGGCUUCUUCGUGUUCGAUCAGGUGCCGGGCGGGUUGUUCUCGUCCGAGUACGCCGCCGCUCCCUGGAGCCUGGGCAAGGUGCUCGACCUGCUGGCGCACUAUUCGGGGUGCCUAGGUGCUGACAGUGACGAUGUAUCCCCGUCGUGUCGGAUCGCCCUCAAUCCGUUCAUCACCGGCAUCGGCUUCGCGUUUCCGGCGGUGGUCGGCGGCGAGCUGAUCGUGUCGAUCGUGCUCAACCUGCCGACUACCGGACCGGUGCUGUACGACGCGGUGACGCACCACGACGCAUUCCUGGCCGGUGCCAUGGUGAUGCUGCUCUCCACCCUGCUGGUGGUGGGCAACCUGGUGGCGGACCUGACGCUGGCGUGGGUGGACCCGCGCAUCAGGUACGAGUGA